CUGCCGUCAUCUGCUUUUCAGCUACAUACAAAUCAAUAAAAAAUGUGACAAAAACCCCAUAUUUCGUGCUUUACAUUUAAAACGUUAUUGUUUUUGAAUUUAGAUAACUUUGGUAUCGCUGUAAUGGUAUUUAUUCGUGUAUCUAUCGCGAUGAACUAACGUAAAUUUCGAGCCUGAGUAAUUCGUAUUCAUUGAUUUUUUUUUUUUUGAAUUCCUUCGUUGAAACUGUCAUAAGUUAUGGGAUUGAUCAGUAAUGGUAUUCAGUAUAUAGUCGGCUUAUUGAUUGCAAAUAAAUGCACGACGCGUUUAUAAAUAAAUUUAUAAUUAGGUUUAGAGAAAAGUAUUAGCCUCUGAGGUUAAUCUGUUUUAUCGACGAGUUUAUAAUAUGAUGAGUUUUAUUAUUUUUAAUAAAAAAUAAGUCAUCUUGGGUAUAAUUCGAACAUCAAAGUGAAUGGAUGUAACGACGAAGGUAAAUAAACAAUGCGAACAUUAUGGCCGAAGUGCAAGCGGAUUACUACGAAGAGAUGUUUAAAGAAAUCACGAAAAAAUUCUACUACGGAGACGACGACGACGAACUAGACGACGCAACGGAAACCAUGUCGAAAAACGAGCAGAUUCUAGACAGCGACGAAUUCAAAGUAGACGACGAUAACCAGAAUACGAAUUUCAGCGACGACGCUUCGAGCGUGCCGAACGGAUACGAGUCUUCGAUCGACGUUUCGGACGCCCAAAUAGCCAAGUUCACAUUAGACGAAGAAAAUUGGAUCUGCAACGAAGACACGAUCCCUUGGACGACAUCUAAAAUCGCCAGUUACAGCGCUACGCAAAAAUUAUUCCGUUGCAACGAAUGCGAAUGUAUCGGAUUCUUGUCCAGGAUCGCCGAACACUGGCUCGGCAGUCACGCUAAUUUACGAGUUUUCCAAUGCUCACAAUGUCCUUAUGCUAGCGCUUGGGCACGAUGCGUGAAAAUGCAUUUGGCUCGACAACAUAACAUCUGCCCGGAACCAAACUCGGAGGAAGAAUUUCAAAAAUUACUUAAAGUAAACCCAGUGCUGGAAGAAGUUACCAAAUAUUUAGAAAAAUUGAAAUUAAAACUAGAGUCGCCCGAAGAAACGACCAUCGAAGAGAAAACCGAAGCUAAAGAUUUCGAAAGUACCACUCCAAUACUCGAACAUAGUAUUACGACAGAAAUGUACGCUUUAGCUUCCAUUAAACGAUACAAUUGCGAACACUGUUCGUACGCAACCGAUCGUAAAGAUUUGUUUACACGACACGAGAACAUUCACCGAGAAGAGAAACCAUUCCAAUGUAACGUUUGUCAGAAACAAUUCAACAGAGCGGACCAUAUUAAAAAACAUUUCAUUAGAAUGCAUCGAGACCACGAGUACGUUUUGAGUAACGUUCGAAGGGCAAAAACCCAAAACCGUUCUACCACCGCGGCGGCAACGAAAAAAGAAAAACUCCCCGUUGCUCCUUUAACUCUACAAGAGACAGCAAUUCAAAGCAUCAUCCAGCCACAAAUUCCUUCCACUAUUUCCACUCAGGAGAUAACUCAAAUAAGUAUCCAAGAUGCACAUCCCAGCGUUAUACAGUCGACUCAAAUGCAAGAGUUUCUACAGCAGGCUGAUCCCGAACAAAUGGAUAUUAGCUUCUUCGGUACACACACGUUGCUCUUACCAACAGAUGUGAAACCAGUUAAAAACAAACAGCCUAGAAUGAAAAAAUACAACAUCGAGAAAAACGUGCAGUGCAGCUAUUGCACGUGGACCGGUGCUGAUAACUGGUGUUUGAAGAGACAUCUCAAUACCCAUUUGAAGCCGUACGUUUGCAGCAUGUGCGAAUACAAAGCUGCCAGAUCCGAGAGACUUACUACCCAUAUUUUCAGAGUUCAUAAUAAACGCGCUUGUACGAAAUGUAACUUUUUAGCAGACGAUCUUUUACAACUUUCUGCACAUCAACUUGAAAAUCACAAAGGAAUGAAAACAAGAAAAAAAUUACCCUUAACGAGCGAUACCGCCGAAACUUCAACUUCUACUUCAGUAACGUCAACUCAGUUAACGGCUGUUCAACAGUAAAUUGAAAAAAAAUACAACCUACACCAUUAUUAGCGAAAUUAGCCGAAUAAAUAUAGGCUAGGAAUUAUAAAUGAAUUUUUUUCGUUAUAGUGAAAUUUUAGCUCAUAUUAACGUACAUACUACCAUCGAGUAACUAUAGUUAUAAAAUUGUAAAUUUUUCGAUUAGCUUUCAAAGUGACUAAAAUUUGUAAGUAAAUUUUCAACCCAUUGACUUCCUUAAAUUUACAUUAGGUAUUAUUUAAAAAAAUAAAUAAAAAUCAAAUAACUUUUAUUUAACAUUAUGUUACAAACGAAUUCAUAAUAAAAAUGAGUAAGUUAACUGAAAAUAUUAAUUCUUGUGUAAAUAAUUAGAAAAGAAUUAUACAACUUUUUUGCGUA
Messenger RNA from Planococcus citri (citrus mealybug), 2453 nucleotides. It is a transcript of the gene chn, whose product is annotated as charlatan. The record is from RefSeq and is a predicted model, not a curated record. Gene Ontology annotation, biological process: positive regulation of transcription by RNA polymerase II. Gene Ontology annotation, cellular component: nucleus. The transcript is spliced from 3 exons. NCBI's taxonomy places the organism in Eukaryota, Metazoa, Arthropoda, Insecta, Hemiptera, Pseudococcidae. The coding region runs from base 492 to 2075 and encodes 527 amino acids.